CGGCCCCCACGGAGCUCAUUCCAGGAAGAACGUUCGCUCCGCCGCUGCUCAACGCCUUCGAUGCUACAACGCAGCUAAUCAAAAACCCGUUAAAUCCUAAGGUCUCGUUUGAAAACCACGUUUUCUAUGUAGCCAACGGUUCUCCGGGACCAACCAGCCGUCUAUCCCGGUUUGAGACCCCCGAACAUGGACUGGACAGUGAGCAGUCGGGCCCUGGUGUGGUGCAUUUUAGUGCUGCUGGGCUGCGCUGGGCUCCCACAAAAGGGCUUUUGCAGCACAGUUUCCCUGACUGAAAGCCUGCUCUUUGUGUCCACCUUGGAUGGAAACCUGCACGCUGUUAGCAAGAAGUCCGGCUCUAUCAAAUGGACUUUGAAAGAAGAUCCGGUUCUUCAGGUUCCCACGCAUGUAGCAGAGCCGGCUUUCCUGCCCGACCCCAACGAUGGCAGCCUGUACGCUCUGGGAGGGAAGAACAACGAAGGCCUCACAAAGUUACCAUUCACCAUCCCUGAGUUGGUCCAAGCGUCUCCCUGUCGCAGUUCUGAUGGCAUCCUGUACACGGGUAAGAAGCAGGACUUGUGGUACGUGGUGGACCUGUUGACCGGCGAGAAGAAGCAGACUCUGACCUCGUCUCAUGCCGAGAUGCGCUGUCCCGCCUCGUCUCUUCUUUAUCUGGGACGCACAGAAUACACCAUCACCAUGUACGACACCAAGAACAGAGAGCUGCGCUGGAACGCCACCUACUCAGACUACGCCUCCACCCUUCCUGAUGAGGACACCAAAUACAAAAUGGCUCACUUUGUGUCCAACGGCGACGGCCUGGUGGUGACGGUGGACAGCGAGUCCGGAGACGUCCAGUGGGUCCAGAACUACAACUCCCCGGUGGUGGCCAUGUACAUCUGGCAGCGCGAGGGCCUCCGCAAAGUUCCUCACACUAACGUGGCCGUGGAAACCCUGCGUUACCUCACUUUCAUGUCUGGAGAGGUUGGCCGCAUCACUCAGUGGAAAUACCCAUUUCCUAAGGAGAAGAAGCCCAAGAAUAAAUUCAUGGCCACCUUGUAUGUGGGUAAAUACUCCACCAGUCUGUAUGCGUCUCCCUCGCUGGUGCACGAUGGAGUGACUGUGGUGCCUCGUGGCAGCACCUUCCCCAUGCUGGAGGGUCCUGACAGCCAGGAGACGGACGAGGACAAGGAGUGUGUCAUCACACCCAGCACCAGCGUCAAGUUCAACGCUGCGCUGCACGAGAGAAACCGGAUCAACUUCAUGAGGAACUACCUGCUUCUCAUAGGUCAUCACGAGACGCCUCCUGAAGCUCACACCAAGAUUCUGGAGAAGUUCCCCGACAGCUUCCCUCGCAACCCAGGCAACGUCAUCCCACCGACGACUGACAAGAAAGUAGAGGAGAAGGCCAAUGACAGCGGUAUGGAUGACGGCCCACCUUCACCUCUGCCGGACACGUCCAUCCAAGAACCCGGGACCGGCGGGCGCAUUGUGCGUCCAGAGGCACCUGUGGACUCGAUGCUCAAAGACAUGGCCACCAUCAUCUUCUCCACCUUCCUGCUGGCUGGCUGGGUGGCCUUUGUGAUCACCUACCCCAAAAGCGUGCACAAGCAGCAGCAGCUGCAGCACCAGGAGUUCCAGAGACAGAUGGAGGAGCGGUUGGAGCUGCUCCAGAGGCAGCAGCCCUUCCCCCCGGCCGAUGUGGGUUUGGCUCCAGACAGCGACUACCUGGAGGUGGCCCACAUUCGCUCCGAGUGCUCGGACCACAGCAGCCCCAACGUCACCCCCCGAGCCUCCAACCACUCCAACCUGUCCGUGUCCGAGGUGGGAAGCUCAGCCAACGAGCACGAAGAUGGAGAGGACGACUCAGCUAUAGUCAGAGUGGGCAACAUAACGUUCCAUCCCAAAGAGGUCCUGGGCCACGGUGCCGAGGGGACUAUUGUGUACAAGGGUCAGUUUGACAACCGUCCGGUGGCGGUGAAGAGAAUCCUCCCAGAGUGCUUCAGCUUUGCAGACAGAGAAGUUCAGCUGCUGAGGGAGUCCGACGAGCACCCCAACGUCAUCCGCUACUUCUGCACCGAGCGGGACCGGCAGUUCCAGUACAUCGCCAUCGAGCUGUGCGCUGCUUCGCUCCAGGAGUAUGUGGAGAGAAAAGAUUUCAACCGUCACGGACUCGAGCCGGUCAUGCUUCUUCAGCAAACCAUGUCAGGACUGGCCCACCUGCACUCCCUCAACAUCGUUCACAGAGACCUGAAGCCCCACAACAUCCUGGUGUCCAUGCCCAACGCACAUGGUCGGGUCCGGGCCAUGAUUUCGGACUUCGGCUUGUGUAAGAAGCUGGCGGUGGGUCGCCACAGCUUCAGCAGAAGGUCUGGGGUGCCGGGCACCGAGGGCUGGAUCGCACCAGAGGUUCUCAGUGAGGACUGCAAGGACAACCCGACCUGUGCAGUCGAUAUCUUCUCUGCCGGCUGCGUCUUCUACUACGUGGUGUCCCAGGGAAGCCACCCUUUUGGGAAAUCUCUGCAGAGGCAGGCGAGCAUCUUACUGGGCACCUACAGCCUCGACUACCUGCAAAGUGACAAACAUGGGGACAUCGUAGCCAGAGACCUCAUAGAGCAGAUGUUGAGCAUGGAUCCCCACGGCAGGCCUGCAGCCGAAAGUGUCCUCAAACACCCUUUCUUCUGGAGCCUGGAGAAGGAGCUGCAGUUCUUCCAGGAUGUGAGUGACAGGAUAGAAAAGGAACCGCUGGAUGGACCAAUCGUGAGGCAGCUGGAGAGAGGAGGGAGGGCUGUUGUCAAGGGUGACUGGAGAGAGCACAUCACCGUACCGCUGCAGACGGAUCUGCGGAAGUUUCGCUCCUAUAAGGGUGGCUCGGUCCGAGACCUGCUGCGUGCGAUGAGGAACAAGAAACACCAUUACCGAGAGCUGCCCGCCGAGGUGCAGGACACUCUGGGCUCCAUCCCCGACGACUUCGUCUGCUACUUCACUUCCCGUUUCCCCCACCUGCUGAUGCACACCUACCUGGCCAUGCGGACCUGUGCGCCAGAGAGGCCCUUCCUGCCUUACUACUCCACUGCAGAGCAGCAUGCAAAGACUCAGGCCCAGUACGCACAACACGGGCCGCAGAGACGGACUGAGCCCUGCACUCUGCCAACGCACACGUCACUACCUUCCUCACAACCCCCAGAACCGACACAUCCGUCAGCGCCUGUGCAGGUCUGUCAACCAGUGCCCUCGGCGCCGGAUGAGCCUGAAUCGUCACACUUUCCGACGUUGCAGCCAGCAGAACCAGCACCGUCCACACAGACUAGUUUGCACAGUCAGACGGAGACGUUGGCCUCAGAAUCGCCUGCAGUUUCUCAGCCUGAGACGUCCACGCUCACGGAUCCUCCCACGCUGGACACUGAGCCACAGUGAGCCGGACCAGAGUCGGGAGGAUCCGGCACAGACGGGAGCGUCGCCUUAAAGAGUGUAAACCGAGACGGGUUGUGCUGCUGCUCUCUGAGCUGGUGAGGACGGGCCUGCAGUGCCCGCGAUCCGCUGCCAGACGCAGCAGCUGCAGCCUGAUCUAAGUGCCUUCUGCUGACCCCAACACAAGUCUGUCUCUGCUGAGAGGAAGUCAGAACACCAACCAGGGCUGUUGGGUGUUUUCUUGUAGCUGGACUGAGCAAAGAGAAUUUUAAAAACUUUUAUUACAGCAUGUCCAAAAUGGUGUUUGUCCCAAAACGAUGUGGUGUCCGCUGAACGUGUCCAGAUGUGGUGGAACACGUUCUUGUGCAAUGUUGUUGCUCCCAGUGAGCCUGUUCACUGCACACAUACGGUUUGUAUAUUUUUGUAAAGACGGAUUCAGAGUUUGGAUCAUCGAUGAGAAAUCACUUCAUGUGGCCGCCGUGCCUUUUUUUUGUUUUAAACCUCACUGUGCUGUAUGUGUACAGAUCUUUACAUCGACUAUGCUAAACGUGCUUGAUUCCAGUUAAUGCUGCUACACUGCUUCUCUUUUGUCAAUCAAGACUGUUGUGGUAGGAGUGGACUGUUCCAAAGGGAGUUCAGGGCGGAAGACGGGAGCUAAUUUAAACGAGUGUAUGUAGUCGGAUAUGAGCGUAGAAGUCAGGACCCUGAGAUGCUCCUGCCUCAUAACUUUUCAAAGCAAAGUGAAUGACUUGCAAAUUAAAUUCUAUUUUUGUUUUUAUACUAAUAUUUUGCUUGUUGGUUGAUCUUACUGCAUCUCAGGAGACGUUUUAACUUCAGUCUGGUUCUAGAAGAGACCCGACAGAUCUUGUUGGUUGCAGGUGUUGAGCUGCCGUUACCGUGGGACAGAAGAGCAGCCAUCAGUGUGUGAAUCACGUAUUUAUUUACCUGAAACCAGACGCGUGUCCGGAUGUAAACCAGUGAACACAGAUGAAAUAAAAAGCUUUUUUAUUCAUACAGUAA
Stegastes partitus (bicolor damselfish) is the source of this 4428-nucleotide messenger RNA. RefSeq names its product endoplasmic reticulum to nucleus signaling 1 (gene ern1). The record is from RefSeq and is a predicted model, not a curated record. Gene Ontology annotation, molecular function: RNA endonuclease activity; protein serine/threonine kinase activity; ATP binding. The transcript has 22 exons. Lineage: Eukaryota; Metazoa; Chordata; Actinopteri; Pomacentridae. Gene Ontology annotation, biological process: mRNA processing; protein phosphorylation; intrinsic apoptotic signaling pathway in response to endoplasmic reticulum stress. Gene Ontology annotation, cellular component: IRE1-TRAF2-ASK1 complex. The coding region runs from base 187 to 3414 and encodes 1075 amino acids.